CAUAUAUAUAUAUUACCGUAUACAAUUCAUACAUGUUGUUGUGCAAGAAUCUGAACUGAAACUGACCUUUGCUCAUGACGCAUUCAGAUGAGGAAGUACACUAAACCAGAUCGCGAAACAUGGCUGGACCCAGCCCCAUAUCUGUCUAUGCACUGCGUCUUGGUCCUGGUGAGGAGAUCCUGAGCUCCCUGGUCAGAUUUGUGGAGGAGAAGGAGCUGAAAGCACCAUUUGUCAUCACAUGUGUGGGUAGCGUCACCAAGGCAACGCUCAGGCUGGCAAAUGCCACUGCUUCAAAUACUAAUGAGAUAAUUCAUCUGAAUGAGAAAUUUGAAAUUGUCUCCUUGGUUGGAACCCUGAAUAAAGAUGCCCACUUGCAUAUCAGUCUGGCUGACAAGGAUGGCAAGACUGUGGGAGGGCAUGCUGUGGGUGACCUGGAGGUCUUCACAACUGCUGAAAUAGUCAUUGGCGAGGGAAGUGAUCUACAUUUCACCCGAGAGAUGGAUGAACGCACCGGUUUCCCAGAGCUUGUCAUUGGCUCUCGCUCUGAGCUAGCCUAGCAAUUUACACUCUGUACAUUGUCUCUUUUAAAAAGCGCAUUGAAUAAAUUGGGCUGAAACAUGA
Molecule: messenger RNA, 621 nt
Organism: Acipenser ruthenus (sterlet)
Lineage: Eukaryota; Metazoa; Chordata; Actinopteri; Acipenseriformes; Acipenseridae
Product: bifunctional protein GlmU-like
Exons: 3
Coding region: 120-557 (145 amino acids)
Source: RefSeq, a predicted model, not a curated record